Eupeodes corollae is the source of this 2856-nucleotide messenger RNA. RefSeq names its product glycogen phosphorylase. Gene Ontology annotation, molecular function: glycogen phosphorylase activity; pyridoxal phosphate binding. The record is from RefSeq and is a predicted model, not a curated record. The coding region runs from base 221 to 2752 and encodes 843 amino acids. NCBI's taxonomy places the organism in Eukaryota, Metazoa, Arthropoda, Insecta, Diptera, Syrphidae. Gene Ontology annotation, cellular component: cytoplasm. The transcript is spliced from 4 exons. Gene Ontology annotation, biological process: glycogen catabolic process.
UCCAGAGUUCGAGAAGACAGCACCACCAGCAACGUCCGCCAGUCAGUACUAUCGCAGUACUGUCCAGGAAAGUUUAUUAGAAUUUCGGUUCCUCCCACGCAUUUUGUGUGUGGCAUUACGCAAAUUAUAAAAAAAGGUCAACUUAUCGUGUCCUUUUUUUAAAAAAGUGAAUUAAAAAACUUAUAACAUCCUUGUGAAAAAAAAUUAAAAAAAAAUAAAAAUGUCGAAACCCCAAACCGAUGCCGAUCGUCGGAAACAGAUCAGUGUCCGCGGUAUCGUCGAAGUUGGCAAUGUGACCGAAGUUAAGAAGAGCUUCAACCGUCAUUUGCAUUACACUUUAGUUAAGGAUCGUAAUGUCGCCACAUCGAGGGAUUAUUACUUCGCAUUGGCAAACACCGUCAAGGAUAACAUGGUCUCGAGAUGGAUUCGGACACAACAGCAUUACUAUGAGAAGGAUCCCAAGCGUGUCUACUAUCUCUCUCUGGAGUACUACAUGGGUCGUUCCUUACAGAACACCAUGAUUAAUUUGGGAAUUCAGAGUGAAUGUGAGGAAGCCAUGUACCAAAUUGGUUUGGACAUUGAAGCCCUCGAAGAAAUGGAAGAAGAUGCCGGUUUGGGUAAUGGAGGAUUGGGCCGUUUGGCUGCUUGUUUCCUUGAUUCCAUGGCAACUCUUGGUUUGGCUGCCUAUGGUUAUGGUAUUCGUUAUGAAUACGGUAUUUUCGCUCAAAAGAUUCGCAAUGGAGAACAAGUGGAAGAGCCCGAUGAUUGGUUACGUUAUGGUAACCCAUGGGAAAAGGCCCGUCCCGAAUUCAUGUUGCCAGUUAACUUCUAUGGUCGUGUCAUCGAUGAAGCCGGUGGCAAGAAAUGGGUUGACACUCAAGUUGUCUAUGCCAUGCCAUACGAUAAUCCAAUCCCUGGAUAUGGCAACAAUGUUGUUAACACUCUCCGUUUGUGGUCGGCUAAGAGUCCAAUUGACUUUAAUUUGAAGUUCUUUAACGAUGGUGAUUAUAUCCAAGCUGUGCUGGACCGCAACUUGGCUGAGAACAUCUCUCGUGUGCUCUAUCCCAACGAUAACUUCUUCGAAGGCAAGGAACUCCGUUUGAAGCAGGAAUACUUCAUGUGUGCUGCAACCCUUCAAGAUAUUAUCCGUCGUUACAAAUCAUCCAAGUUCGGAUCACGCGAAGCUGUUCGCAACAACUUCGAUCACUUCCCAGACAAGGUUGCUAUCCAAUUGAACGACACACAUCCUUCAUUGGCCAUCCCCGAAUUGAUGCGUAUUCUCCUCGAUGAAGAGAGGUUGCCAUGGGACAAGGCAUGGGAAAUUACCACCAAGACAUGUGCUUACACCAAUCACACCGUCUUGCCAGAAGCCUUGGAACGCUGGCCCGUAUCUUUGUUGGAGUCGAUUUUACCACGUCACUUGCAAAUCAUCUACCACAUCAACUUCUUGCACAUGGAAGAGGUUAAGAAGCAUUUCAAUGGAGACAUGGAGCGCAUGCGUCGCAUGUCCUGCGUUGAGGAAGAUGGUGAGAAGCGUAUCAACAUGGCUCAUUUGUCCAUUGUUGGUUCCCACGCUGUCAACGGUGUGGCCGCCAUCCAUUCUCAGAUCCUGAAGGAUGCCCUUUUCCAUGACUUCUAUGAAAUGACUCCCAAGAAGUUCCAGAACAAGACCAACGGUAUUACCCCCCGUCGUUGGUUGUUGCUCUGCAACCCUGGCUUGUCCGAUCUGAUCUGCGAGAAGAUUGGAGACGAAUGGCCAGUUCAUUUGGAACAGUUGGCUGCUUUGAAGAAGUGGGCCAAGGACCCCAACUUCCAGAGGAAUGUUGCCCGCGUCAAGCAAGAAAACAAACUUCGUUUGGCUGAACACCUCGAGGCCGAUUACAAAAUCAAGGUCAACCCCGCUUCCAUGUUUGACAUCCAAGUCAAGCGUAUCCAUGAGUACAAACGUCAACUCUUGAACUGCUUGCACAUCAUUACCAUGUACAACCGCAUCAAGAAGGACCCCUCAGCCAAGUUCACCCCACGUACCGUGAUGAUCGGUGGCAAGGCCGCUCCAGGUUACUAUGUAGCCAAGCAGAUCAUCAAGCUGAUCUGUGCUGUAGGAAACGUCGUCAACAACGAUCCAAUUGUCGGAGACAAAUUGAAGGUUAUCUUCUUGGAGAACUACCGUGUCACCCUGGCUGAACGUAUCAUGCCUGCAGCUGAUUUGUCUGAGCAAAUUUCCACUGCUGGUACUGAAGCUUCGGGUACCGGAAACAUGAAAUUCAUGUUGAACGGUGCUCUGACUGUCGGAACUCUUGAUGGUGCUAACGUUGAGAUGGCCGAGGAAAUGGGCAAUGAGAACAUCUUCAUCUUCGGUAUGACUGUCGAUGAAGUCGAAGCUCUUAAGAAGAAGGGAUACAAUGCCUACGAUUACUACAACAGCAACCCAGAAAUCAAACAGUGCGUUGACCAAAUCCAGGGAGGUUUCUUCAGCCCAAGCAAUCCCAAUGAAUUCAAGAACAUCGCCGAUAUUCUUUUGAAAUAUGACAGCUAUUACUUGUUGGCUGACUUUGCCGCUUACAUCAAGGCACAAGACUUGGUCUCCAAGACCUAUCAAGAUCAAUCUAAAUGGUUAGAGAUGUCAAUUAACAACAUCGCAUCCAGCGGUAAAUUCUCAUCAGAUCGUACUAUUGCUGAAUAUGCCCGCGAAAUCUGGGGUGUUGAGCCCUCAUGGGAGAAGCUGCCAGCUCCAACUGAUGCAGCAAACUAAAUUGUUAUGUAAUUUUUUAUUUUAAUUUAUAGUAAAAGCCAUAUAAUAAAACUCGAAAAACAUAGAAGAACUGCCAAAAAUUAAGCAGGUUUCGCAAAAUAAAA